Molecule: messenger RNA, 3160 nt
Organism: Daucus carota subsp. sativus
Lineage: Eukaryota; Viridiplantae; Streptophyta; Magnoliopsida; Apiales; Apiaceae
Exons: 3
Coding region: 298-3036 (912 amino acids)
Source: RefSeq, a predicted model, not a curated record
AUAGAAGUGCCCUCUUAUCACGCCUACAAUACAGGCUUUCAAUUAGCUCGUUUUCAUGAUUUUGUAGGAGAAGCAAGGCGUGACAUUCAUACAUUUAAUCAUCUUUAUUAUCGUAGACGCCAACUCCAUGUGAGCCUUUUGCGUUUCUCAUGGGGGGUGUCUUUCCAUAGCUUUCUUGCUCUUUUCCUGUUCACUUAAGCACAGAUCACACAUCUCUCUUUCUCUCUGCUUGAUUCUGAUAUUAUUUGCAUGUAUAAUACAUCUCUGCAAAGAAAAAAAAAUUGAGAACAGUUGAUUAUGAAAAGCGGGGAUUAUUUUGAUGGUAUGCUUAGUGAUAAUGCUGGAGGAAAAGCUAUUAAGUUGAGAGUACAAAAGAGUACCUCGGGUAGGCUUGUGACAGUGCUCACUUGUCUCCAGUUCACCUUUGCAGUUUACGCAACGCUCCUCUUGUAUCACAUGAGCCCUUCUUUGGAUUCGAAGGCAAGUCCGGACUUUUCAUGGGCUACGCGAAUUGCACACCAAUGGAAACACUUGAUCGUCCAGCCACACGUAGUGAGUCGAUACCAGCAGGCUUUGAAGCAAACGACGGUGUGUGAGAAUGAGAAUAUUGAUUUUGUGCAGAAGAGGUCUAAUGAUGAGGUGAUGAUUAGAAUGAGGAGGGAACUUUAUGAGGAAGUGCUUGAUUAUCAGAGCAAGUCUUUUGGCAGGGAGACGCUUACUGAGCUGAUGGCAAUGAAGUCCAAGUGGGAUUUAAAAGGUUCGAACAUUCCUAAAGUGACUGUAAUUUUGAAUCAUUUCAGAAGAAGAACACUUUGUGCUCAGCUCGAGUCUUUGCUUCAUCAAACACUACCCUUUCACCACGUCUGGGUACUUUCAUUUGGGAGUCCGAAAGAAGUUAUCUUAAAGAGAAUCGUGGAGAGCUACAAUGAUUCCAGAAUAAGUUUCAUCAGCUCAAGCUAUGAUUUCAAGUAUUAUGGAAGGUUCCAAAUGGCCUUGCAGACCGAAGCUGACCUUGUAUACAUUCUUGACGACGACAUGAUCCCAGGUACAAAAAUGAUACAGAUAUUAUCACAUGUUGCAGGGACAGAGAAGUAUAAGAACUCAGUACUGGGAAGCAUUGGGAGGCUUUUGCCUUUUCGACAGAAAGACUUUAGCUUUCCUAGUUACAGAAAGUUUCGAUCAAAAGAGGCUGGUCUUUAUUUGCCUGACCCUGCUUAUAAUAUCACAGUUGAAAAGAUGGUGCAGGUUGAUUUUCUUUCUAGCUCUUGGUUUCUUUCAGCAGACCUUGUCAAAACACUUUUCACUGAAACACCCAUCACUUUCAUGACCGGUGAAGAUCUUCACCUAAGCUAUCAGCUUCAGAAGUACAGAAAUGCUGGUUCAUUUGUUUUACCUGUUGAUCCAAAAGACAAAGAAACCUGGGGUGACAGUGAACAUAGGCUUGCUUAUGUAUCCGAAACCACAGUCAUUUUUAAAGAUAUAGUUGAAGUCCGCGAUGAUCAAUGGUGGAGGGCCCUCUCCAGUGGUUAUGUAACACAGUGGGCUGCAAUGUAUCCUCAAAGAAGUGAUGCACUUUUUUAUGCCCAUUCUGUUGAGGAAGCUAAAGCUCUUGCGCAGCUUUUUAUUAAGUUCAGGUCCACUAUUGGCAAGAAGGCAUACAUUGCUAUCUCUGGAGGAAAAUUUUGCGCUUGUGAAGAUGCUGCCUCUGCCUUAAGUUGGUCCAAGGAAGUCUGUAAAGAAAGAAGAUUUAAGAUCUUUGAUUUGGGAAUUGACACCAUUCUAGGAAUUUCAAACUCAGAAGUGCCUGUGGUACAAGCAGUUUAUGCUAGUAUGAAAGGACUGAUCAAAAUUCAUAACCCAAGUGUAGUGAUCGCAGUGAGUGAUAUUGAUCUGAAUGUGUUGAAAGCAUUGAAAAUGGCUACUGAGACUAAUUCAAAGUCAACACUGAUUUUGCUACCAAGGCCUUCUGUGUCAAAGGUUACUUGGAUUGCUGAUUUACGCGCUACAGCAUUGUCAAAAUGGAACUGUAUGCGGAUAUCAAUAAACAUCAUCACGCAGGAUCGUGCUCAUUCAUUGGCAAGACUACUGAAGUCUCUCAGCACUGCUUAUUAUCUUGAUGAUGAAAUCCCUAUCAGUUUUAACAUGGAUAACAAAGUAGACGAGGCCACCCUAAAACUUGUGCAAUCUUUUAAGUGGCCGCAUGGUCCUAAAAUCCUCAGGAGAAGAAUCGUCCAAGGAGGACUCAUCCGCGCAGUAAGUGAAAGUUGGUACCCCUCCUCAGAUAAUGACUUUGGCCUCCUCCUUGAAGAUGAUAUUGAAGUCUCACCAUACUACUACUUAUGGAUCAAAUACGCACUUCUGACCUACCAUUACGAUCCACAAGCACCUCUCCCAGAGCUCUCAUCCAUCUCUCUUUACACCCCCCGUUUAAUAGAAGUAGUAAAAGAGAGGCCUAGAUGGAAUGGAACCGAAUACUUCAAGCACAUUCAUCCAAACACGCCUUAUCUCCAUCAAUUACCCUGUAGUUGGGGCGCAGUCUUCUUCCCAAAACAAUGGAGAGAAUUCUAUGUAUACAUGAACAUGAGAUUCACCGCGGAUGCCAAGAAAAACCCAGUGCAAAUACCAAAGUCAAGAACAAAUGGUUGGCAAGCUUCAUGGAAAAAGUUCUUAAUAGACAUGAUGUACCUCAGAGGGUAUGUGAGUCUGUAUCCAAAUUUUCCGAACCAAACCAGCUUUUCGACCAACCAUAUGGAACCCGGGGCACAUAUUAAUGCAAAAGACAAUGUACUUGAUCACAGCAAAAGUGAUUAUGAAGUGCCAUUGUUACAAGAUCAUUUCAUCAACUAUUUGCCAGAUGGUAAGUUGCCACCAGCUUCAAAGUUGCCAUCACUCAGCCUUUUUAACCAGGCAGUUUCGCUCAGAGGACUCAAGGCCGCAGGGGCAAAGCUCAGACAGGAUGUGCUUCAAUGCAAUAUUACACAAACAGUCAUUGUUGAUCAUCAAACAGGCCUACCUUCACAUUGUGCAGUCAUCUGAUGUCAAGCAUCUGGUGGUUACUAACUUCACAUUGUACAAGAUUCUGAAUUACAUUCAUUUUUACUUUUCCAAUCUGUACAUUGAUGCUACCUACUUUAAUAUAUACAACCACUGAUGAACGAUU